CCUUUGUAGCUAAUAUGUUUUAGCAUGAAAGGAAUGUCCAGUUCCUGCGAUGCGCAACAAAAGAAGACUUACUAAUCUAUGUCUGGAUAAAUCUACAUGAUCUGUGGACUUUAUAUAUGUGUGUAUAAUAAGUUGUUGUCGCCUUGUGAAGAUGUCCAAAGGUGAAAUGUUGAGGGCGCUGGUGAAGCAGCGGCUAACCGCGGCGGCGGAGGAGAUAUUCGGGCUGUUCGAGCGAACCAUAGCGGAGUACGAGGAGGAACUUUGUCUUUACAGAGAAGUGAAUGAGCGACAACAAAAACUGUUGGACGGUUUUCUGAACGCAAAUGAACGAGCACAAAAAGAAGAGAGUCCUGCAGACGUCCAAGACCAGCCUAUAGUUCAUCAAGGAGUUAACACUGAGCCACAGCAAUGCAGCCCCAAUCUGGACCAGGAGGAUCCAGACCUCAUCCUAGUUAAAGUGGAACAAGAGGAACUGUGUAUCAGUCGGGACAGAGAAUACAAGAGCCUUCGAGAGCUGCUAGAGGCUGAUACCACAACCAGUCUUGCACGUCUGAAGACUGCAGCUGGAGCUAUACCUGAGUCCUCACAGCUUCAUCGCAGACAAACUGAUCAGAAUGGAGUGGACAUGGACAGAGUGGACUGGGCAGGAUCAGAACCAGCAGUCAGUCCAGAUCCAGAUAGAUACUUACAACCGCUUAGUGAUGACCAGACUGAUGACUCCUCUGUGGUUUAUGAAGCUGACUGGAAGAAGGCCCCUGAUUCUGACAACAAAGACAGUGACAGCGAUUGGACGGAGAUGAAGGACGAAGAGUCGGCCUCGGAUACUGAUGACAGUGACGAAGAUUGGGAACAGAGCAGGGAAAAUAAAUCCAAUUUAAACAAAAAGACAAAGGCUCCAGGGAGAAGUUCAAGUGGACAGAUGAAGACAGAAGCUAAGCUGGGUCAGGUCACCCACAAAGAGAGCAUUGAUAGUAACAGUUCUGUGGAGAAACAUGAGGACGUUGGCGCAGGAGACAAACCAUUCGGCUGUUCGUUAUGCGACACACGGUUUACAGACGCGUCGACUCUACUCCGUCACAUGACAUCACAUGCACCCUGUUUAGGUGAGAAGAAAGCCACAGACACUGUCAGUGAUGUGAAAAAACACAAUGACGUUGCCGUUGGUAACACGAGAGUCAAAAAAAAGGAGUUUAACUGCCCCGUGUGCAGUAAAACUUUUAGAUGGAGGUCUUAUUUGAAGAGACACAUGGAAGCACACACCGGAAAUAAAUCCUCUCGUUGUUCGAUAUGUGGGACAAGAUUUCCUGAUCACCAGAGUCUGCUAUUUCACAUGGCGCGUCACAACGGAGAACAGCCUUUCAGCUGUUCAGUAUGCCACAAAAGUUUUAAACGUAAGAGUUACGUGAGGGGACACAUGAAGAUCCACAGCAGAGACUUGAGUUCAUCUGUUAGUGACACAGUAAAUCUAACAUAACCUGGAAUUGAGAUUA
Sphaeramia orbicularis (orbiculate cardinalfish) is the source of this 1490-nucleotide messenger RNA. Its product is annotated as zinc finger and BTB domain-containing protein 24-like. The transcript is spliced from 2 exons. Gene Ontology annotation, biological process: regulation of gene expression. Lineage: Eukaryota; Metazoa; Chordata; Actinopteri; Kurtiformes; Apogonidae. The coding region runs from base 152 to 1474 and encodes 440 amino acids. The record is from RefSeq and is a predicted model, not a curated record. Gene Ontology annotation, cellular component: nucleus.